GCGCGCGUCGAGCUUUUCCAUAGAGCUUCCACAUCUCGUGCUGGCAACUUUGUGUUUAUGGUGCUCAACGAGACGGCCAUCAUCAACCAAGGAAUCAGUCCUGUGGAUUUUUCUGUGUUAGUUAGAGCAGUGUUGCCUCACGAUUUAGUGCGUUUUUAGCUAGAACCCUGUGUGCUUUUGGCUGUAUAGUUCCUGUAUGUAAAAAGUUAAAACAAAUUAAUUGUAAAUCAUCAAAAAAAAAAAACAGUUCUAAACAACCAAAUAUAAUAAACUGAAGAAAAAGAAACCCCGAGGAUUAUAAAGGACACUGCUAAAAUAUAUCCAACACAAGGAAGAAGAAGAAAAAAAAGGAGAGAGCUCAAAGUCUCAAUGUUCUAUGUGUUUUGAAAAUCCCCUCCUCCCAAGAGAGCCAGCCAAUAUAUAGGGAGGAACGAAACAAAGAAUGAAAGACAAAUUUAGCUUUGUACACAUACCACGUACAUUCAUGUAAAAAAAAACCUCCCUGCUCCCUUUUAAAGCUAUAUAUCUACAAAUUCACAUGUAAAAUUUGUAUAAUAUACACCAAGUUGUACGGAAAAAUCGUCAAGAGAAGAGGAUAAAAAUAUUCUGUUCUAUGUUCUCUGCACAUUUCUAAGUGUUAUAUGUUCUUUGAUCGUCGUAUGAGAGACUAAAAGGAAGAUUAAAAAAAAUACUUUUUCGCGAAAAAAAACUAAUAAGGUCCAAAAGUCCAAAAGUAGUGAAAACUUUUGAGUAAAAGAAGGUGAAAUAAAAAACAUUUUCGUGUGAAUUUUUAUGGAGGAAAGAAAAAGCAUAAAAAGUAGAAAAAUUUUAUCGAACAAUGCUAUGAAUUAAUUAAAUCCUUCGUUUGUGUAUUCAGCGCCAAUUUAAAGAGAGACAAAAGAUAUAAAAAUUUAUGAGACACUCUAUGUACAUCUCUAGGAAUCCCCAUCAAAAAGGCACCUGAAAGACAAUCCCUGGAAAGGAAAAAAAAAGACCAGCGCUAUUGUAAUUUUCACUUCCCUAAAUCUCCUUGCAAUAAAAUAAAAAUUCAUCAAAUGAAUCACAUAUAUACACUUUUUUGAGUUAAAAAAAAGUCAGUGUGUUUGCAAACACGAAAAUAAAUAGAAAAAAAAGCUCCGUGAAAAAAUAUUACCAUCACCGAAAAAAAUCGGAUUGAACCAUUUGUCCCAGCAGUGAAAAAUUCUUCAUAGCACCAUAGUUUUCCCCAGCUGCAGCACAACGUGAAAAAAAAAAGAAAAAGCGAGAACAAGGAAAAAGUCAUAAAUAAUAGCGAAUUGACUAAUUUAUUAGUUUCAACCCCGUUGAGAGAUACAAUAGAGAGCAGCAAAAGAGAAUCCGAGUGUGAAGAAAAAAAUCCCUUGUGAACAGAGACGAAAUUUCCGCACAGGGUGUCAAGAGGCAAACAACACACACAGAAAAAAACGAACAGAGAGAGCUUUCAGUGUUAUUUGAAAAUUAUAUAAAGUGAAAAAAAGGACAUACAUACACAGAAGAGGAGAAAAUUCAGUAGAAAGCAUAUACCGACUAAUUCAAAUAGAGGGAGCUUUGUGAUAAUUCUCGGCAAAAGUCCAAAAAAGUCAAAAAUAAAAGAAAAUUAUCAUUUGUGAAUAAGAAAUUUGUUGAAAAGUCUCUUGUAAAAAAAAUUCUUCAACUGAUUGAUUGAAUCAAUCUUGCAAGGUACGAUUAACGUGGGAAGAGAAAGGAAGAAGCAUACGAGACACUAAGGAGACUACAUAAAUACUCAACAAACGUGUAGGAGAGAGGAGUGCAACUUUUGUGAAUCAACUUUUUUGUUUUUCUUUGUGCGCGAAGGCAAAAGAUGUUGGCAAUGUCUACACUUAUGAUGCCAGCACCAACAAUGGCUCUGGGUGCACCACCACUUGCAGUUGGGCACCACAAACCACCCGAACCAAAAUUAUUAAUUGCGCACAAUCAACCACAACCAUCGCAUCAGAUCCAGGUUGUCCAGCAGAAUCAACAGCAGCAGCAGCAGCAGCCGCAGCAGCAACAACACAUCAUGAACAACUGCAAACAAGAGAGUCAUCAUAUAUUUGUGGGUGAUUUGAGUCCUGAGAUUGAAACUCAACAGUUGAGGGAUGCUUUCGCACCAUUUGGAGAUAUAUCUGAUUGCAGAGUUGUUCGAGAUCCACAAACACUCAAAUCAAAAGGAUAUGGAUUCGUUUCAUUUGUUAAGAAGUCGGAAGCUGAAAGUGCUAUAACAGCAAUGAAUGGUCAAUGGAUUGGAUCUCGAUCAAUUAGAACAAAUUGGGCAACACGGAAACCGCCCACAAAUAAAGCUGAUCUGAAUUUGAAGCCUUUGACAUUUGAUGAAGUCUACAAUCAAAGCAGCCCAACAAAUUGCACAGUUUACUGUGGUGGAGUAAAUGGAGCCCUUUCGGGAUCCCUGAGCGAGGAUAUUCUUCAGAAGACAUUCUCACCUUUUGGCUCAAUUCAAGAAAUACGCGUUUUCAAGGACAAAGGCUAUGCUUUUAUUAGAUUUUCAACAAAAGAAGCAGCAACACAUGCUAUCGUGGCUAUACAUAAUUCCGAAAUAAAUUCUCACCCCGUGAAGUGUUCAUGGGGCAAAGAGAGCGGUGACCCAAACAAUGCACCCACAAUUGCAAGUCAGGCACUUAGCCACACCGCCUUUCCCUUUGGUACUGCAUACGGACAGCAAGUGGCUGGUUAUUGGUACCCACAGCCACCGACAUAUCCAACAACCCAUACACCAACUGCUGCCCUACAAGGGCAAUUUUUGCAAGGAAUGCAGGGAUAUGCAUAUGGUCAAUUUGCUGGAUAUCAACAAGGAUAUAUGGGUAUGGGAAUGCAAAUACCUGGCACAUGGCAAGGUGUUUCAUCUCAACCACAAAUACCAACUGCCCAGCAAAUUGCUCAGGGAGUCGGCACGGGAAUUCCGCAGACUGCUGGAGUUGUAGCUUAUCCCAUGCAGCAAUUUCAGCUAACUGAAGAUGAAUGGUUAACGCCGAGUCUUCUAGUCUAGCUUUAUUAAAAAUGAAACAAUUUUGAAGAAAUGAAAAACGUGAAAAUAAUUUAAAAAAAAAAACAUUGAGCAUUUAACAAUAUAGAAAAUAAAAUGUUCUCUUAUCUUAAUCCUAAACAUGUUAUCUUAAUAUAUAAAGCUGAAAUGUUUGUUUGUCUGUGGCACAUGAACUCCUCCGAAACGGCUGGGCCGAUCUUGAUGAAAUUUGGUAUGGGGGUAGAGGGGGUCAAUACGAGUUGCAAGCGCUAUAUGGGAUUCCGCCCCAACCCCCCUUUAAAGCGCCCCCACAGAAAAAUUGAUUUUUUCCAUUUUCUACCUGUUAAAGGGUCAGAUAACGGGAUUUUUUUAUUUGAAAAAUUUUUCGGGGUACCUACCGUAUUAUUCAAUUCAUCCCCCUUACUAAUAUACGCCCCCCUUUUAUAGCUUAAAAUGGAGUUUGCUCACACGUGAUUGGGGGCUCGGGUUGACUAGUAUGAAUUAUAUGGAACUUGCAUGCAUACAUGUAAAUGAUUAAUUUAUUUAUAGAAAAUGAAUAUUAUACUAGACGCAGUGGAACAAAGCAUUGAAAAAAAAAAGAAAAUGAGUUUUUAAAAUGAAUUAAAAAAAAUCUGUGAGAGCUACAAAAAAAAACAUUUCAUUAAUUAAAAAAAGAAAAGGCUGGUGCUCUUGAAAAGAAAGAAUCACAGCUAGAAAUGAUUUCAUUGACCCUAUUAUAGUAAUAUUUAAACACCAAUAUUUUCCAUUUGAUUAUGAAAUAAAAAGAAAACUUACAAAUACAUUAUUGGUAUAACCACAUUAUGUGGAGUACUAACUAAUACGUUAUUCCACUGUAUAUGAUAAAUUCAAUAUGUCAUAAUGAAAUAUUCAAAAUAUUGACUUUUAAACAUUAAUAAAACAUGCUUAAUAAUGGGAAAAUAAUAAAAAAUAAAUUUUAAAGAAAUAACAUGUGAAUCCUUUGAAAUGUUUGUGGAAAGUCUUUAUAAUGAGGAAGGAAAAAAAAGAGACAUUAAUAAAAAAAAUUAAUUUAAAAAAAUAUGUCUAAAAAUAUGUGGAAAAGCGAUUCUUUAAGAACUUUAGUCGUAGCAAGGUGUGUCUCAGUUGUAUUAGAUAGAGAGAAGUACAAUUAUACCCCACUUUGUUAACUCCUCGAUUUAUUUCUUCUUACUAAUUCAGCGAAUUGGGGCAGAAAAUCGACGAGUUAAUAAAGCGGAAUGUGAGUGUAAAUGAAAUUAACAACGAACAUAUUACAAAAAGGAGGAGAAUAUUAAAUCUAUUGUUUACUUAUUUUUUUUUUUAAUUUUGUCAUUUUAUGGAGUUAGCUUAAGCUAACAGUGACGAUUAGAAGAAAUUAACCAUAGAAUGAUUUUUGAAGCAUGACAUUUGAUCUCAUACUUCGGAUUUUUGGAUCGAAAAGGACGUGGAAAACAAGGAAAAAAAUUAUUAUAUUGCGUAACAAAACGCAUUACAAAAAAAACCAAUUAUAUGAUAUUACUAUAGUAUAUUAUGAUUAUUAUUAUUAAAAAACAAAAAUGAAGAGAAAUAUAUAUUUAAGUGCAGUUUAUAAACCAAAAAAAAAGUUAAUUGUAGUUGCGCUCUUGCGUAAAAGGAAUAGUGGAAAAAUUUUGAAUAAAAACGGUUCUAGAGAACCAAUAAAUAAUUAUAUUUACAGUAUAAAUAAAAAAUAUACCCCAAAAGAGAAAUGAAGGCAAAAAAAACUAUUUAAAAAAAAUUAUAUUAAAAAAUAUACAAUACCAAUUACCAAAUAAUAUAUUAAAAAUAGACAUUAUAACUAUUACUGAAAGAAAAUUUAAAAAAAAAAAUGAAAAAGCGAAAUAUGAAAAUAAGAAAAUUAAUAAAAUAGAGAAGAGAUGGAAGUUAUGGAUAAAAUCAUAUUAGGCAAAAAAGUAAAACUAAAAAAAUGUAUUAAUAGCAUAGAAAUAAAAGUAGUGUUAAAAUAAAAGAAAUGAAGGUAAAAAAAGAAUAUUAUACCUACAUUAAAUACUUAAUAUUAUUAUUAAAACUAUGUUAUUGAAAGAAAAUUUUCAUGCAAUCCCAAACAUAGACCGCUACUAUAUAUUCUGAUAAAAAUUAAAGCAUUUAUGAUUUCCGAAAACAUUUAUUAUACACAAAUUACAUACUUAUAUUUUCUGUGACGAAAACAAAUCAAAAUGCAUGAACUUUUUCUGACAAAAUUCACUUUCAAGUUCUCUAGUAUCAUUUGUUCUAGAUUCAAGAUAAUUGUUUUUUUUUGUUGAUAUUAGAGAACCCUUAAAAAAAUAACAUACUUAUUUCAAAUCCACAUUGCAAUUUAUUAGAGAAAGUAAAAACAACAAUGAACAAACUUUCUCCGUGUUGUUUUAAUAAAAAAAAUUGAAAGACCAAAAAAAAACAUCUGAAGAGCAUUCUAAUACAUAAGUUUUUAUUCUGAAUCAUAAGAAUUUUCUAAAGGAAUCUAUGAUUAUCAGGUGAUAAAAAUCAAAUUCUCAGAAUUAUUUUUUUUCUCAAUAUAUUAAAGGAAAAUAAUCUUGCUUCACCUUUAAACUUUUUUAUAAUUUUAUAAUAUUGACAAAUCCAAAAAAUUCUUUAAAUGCUCUUCGAAUUAGAAUAAAAAAAAGAGUUUAAAACGGACAAAACAGUUAAAAGUGAGUCUUCAGAGGAUCGAAAAAAUGUGAUGUUAGAAGUCUUCUUGUUUACACUUUUUCUUGGAAAGAGAAAAAGGAAAUGAUCUUAGAUCAGUUGGAACUUGAAUUGUUACUUAGAAGCAACUUUCAAAAAUAAAAUUCAUAUAUUUAUUUAUAAAUAAAAAAAGGUUUAGAGGGAUCAAAGCAAAUGGUUCUCUAUGUUAUUAUUAACUUUACAUUUUUUUAAAAUUCUUUUUCAGAUGCUCUAAGAACAUCCCUGAAAAUAAAUUUUCAAAAUAGACAGAAAUUAACAAAAUUAGGAUCCUAAUAUUUCUGAACACUCUUUUCCAACAGUCCAACAUGCAACAGAAAGAGCGAAAAAAUUUAACCACGAAAAGCCGAAUGAAAGGAAAUGACAAUCAAAAAUAUCAGAAUCCUAAUUUUUUUCAAAAUUAAAAUCUCUGAAUAGCACCAUAAUUUUUUUUAUCAGUGCAUAGAGCUAAAAUUUUGCACUGAAAAUUAAUUUAUAAAUAUACAAAAAAUUGAUCAAAUCAGUUCUUAAAGCAUCUGCUUUUUUUCUUCUUAUUACCCUAUUAUACCAUAUAUAUUAUAUAUAAUUUAUAUAUAAUAUUUUUUUGGGUAAUUCCACAAAAAUGAUAUUCUUCCAAGCGAAAGGCAAAGCAAAAAUGUUUUCACCCUUCUGUCACUUUUUUAUAGAAGCAAUUUGUACAACGAAUUUGUAAAAAAAAAAUAACAUUUAAAUGAGAAAAAAUAUUUAAGCCUUAGCAAAUGGGUAAAUAAAUUUGCAGAUAAACAAAAAUGUGUAGAAGAAAAAGAGUUGAAGGAAUUGUUACGUCAUUUUGUGGAUCAUUGAACAAAGGAAAAAAACCAACAUAGAAAUUAGUUAAGAAAAUUAAAAAAAAAAAGAAACAAAACAUACAUAUAUAUUGGGAAUUGGAAGCGCAACAAUUUUGCUGGUGGAUUAAAAAAAGAAAACCUUAUUUGUAAAGAUAUUAAUAUCUUUAUUUAAUUAAUUUAAAUUUCAACGUAUUAUUUCAAUGAACUGUGAUAGUUCCACUGAAUUAUAAACUUUCUUGCAAUGCAUAUCUCAUACAUAAAGUAUAAAAAAUUAAGAUAUAAAAUUAAUUGUAUAAUAAACAAAAGUAAAUAAGUACAUAUUUAUUAGAAUUUAGUUGUGCAAAAAAUUUAUUCGUAUUUAUUUAUUUCCAACACUGUUUAACCGCUUUUAUAAUUAUCAAUACUUGUAUUAAAAUGAAAAGAAAUUAGAGUCAGAACUGCUUUUCCAUUUUCUUUUUAUUUUCUGAAACAAUUUUUACAUGAAACAAAAUUUAAUGAAGAAAACAUUAAAAAAAAAAUACCAGAAAGUUUUGUGUUGGACCAAUGUAAUGAAAAUUAUCUAUGAUAAUCAACUUAUUAUACAUAUAAAUAUUAUGAAAAAAUCUAUAUUAAUAUAUAAAGAAUAGUUAUUAAAUAAAAAUAAGAGAAAUACAACAAUCAAAUUUCCGGUUAGUGAGAAAAUUUAGGAGAAUGGUUUGUACUUGGCAAAGACAAGAUUUUAAAUGAAUAGAAACAAUUAUAUGAGAGCACAGAAAAAGGAACCACGAGUUUUCAAAAAAAAAAAAAAAACAAUCCUGAUGGUUGCGCAUGUCCUUAACCGCAAGAAAGAUGGCAUAAGACGUAGCUAUUAAUAUCAAUUUACCGCAUAAACUACAAUACUUUACCUACCCCUGAUUAAACUUUCAAAUUGGUUAAAACUAAUGUUGACUCAAUUACCUUAUUUAGACUCAGUCUUGGCCUUAUGUAGACUAAAUUUUUUACUAAUGUAGACUCUGCCUUUCCUUAUGGUGACUCAAUUUUUUUUUAACUUAAGGCGACGUUAAAAAAAAGUAAGACAGCGAAUAUUUUAACUGAACAGAAUGUUAUUAGUGGAAUAGGUAUUGAUCCAUCAAAGGAAGUCUUUUUGUUUGUUUGUGAUAAGCGAAUUCCUCCGAAACCGCUGGGCCGAUCGAGAUGAAAUUCGGUAUGGAGGUGGGGAGAAAAUUGUUUUUUUUUUCAAUUUUUUACCUGUUGAAGGGUCAGAUAUAGGAUUUUUUUUAUUCUAAAUAAUUUGUCGGGGUACUCUAUUAUUCACCCCCUUCCUCCAUCUAUACGCACCCCUAUUAUAGCUUAAUAAUUGAGUCACCAUUAGGUAAAAGUUGAGUCUACAUUAGUUAAAAAUUGAGUCUACAUAAUGCAAAGGCUGAUCAUAAGGGAAAAUUUGAGUCGCGAUAAAGGUAUUGAGUCAACAUUAGUCUUUUUCGGAGUCACGAUGAGAUGGAGUCCUUUCAAAUUCACAACCAUCUUUUUAAAUACAUGGGGAAAUUAAAGAUGAUGGUAAUGGUACACCGAUUUGUCUAAUGUGGACCCCCAUCUGAGUUUCUUAGGUUUUAAAUCUUUUGGUGUCCAAGAAAUCAGCCAUCAGAGUUCCUUUUUUUGUGCUAUUCAAAUCAUUAUACUAUGGAAAAGAAUUGCAGAGAAGUAAUUUAAGUAAAAUAAAAUAUUCCUAAGCAAAUAAAUCAAUGAUUAAAAUUACAUUGCUAAAUUAAGUAUGAAUACAAUGAAAAAAAAUCUUUUUCCUAAAUUAUUGACUGUUUUUUUACAGUUUAUUUUUUAAUUAAUUUAUUUAUAUCUCUUCCUAUUUAUUUAUAUCCUUUAACAAUCGAAAUUCUAUCUUCAUGUAUAAAAUUCUAUGAAGAAUAAAAAUUCUGUUUUCUUAUGUAAAAAUAAAAGAGAAUAUUUCAGUUGAUUUGAAAAGAAUAUUCAAAUAAAUAGAUAUAUUAUUUAAGGUAAUAUAAUAAAUAAAAAAAAAUAUACAAAUAAAUAAUCCCUAAAUCAAACGAUAUUGAAAUGGAGAUAAAUAAUUAAUUCGUUUUGGAACAGAAAAAAAGUUAUAACGUUACAUAUGUUACACACAUAAACAAAGAAAACAAAACUAUCUCCAUUUCACUAAUCAUUAAAUUCAUAAUGAUGAUGCCACUGAUUAUAAAAUACACAUAGAGAUGAAAAGUAUAAAUUAUAUGCUAAAUUAGGAAAUAAAGAAGAAGAAAAAAACUAUUAAAAAAUGGCAAGAAAAUUGUCUAAAAAUCAAGGACUGAUUUUGUUUUCCCUUAAUCGAAACUUAUAUUCAGGCAUUUUUGUUUUUAUUUUAUUCUUUUUAACAAAAUAACUAAUGAAAUAUUUAGCAAUGUAAAAUUAUUACGUUCAAAAUGGAGUGCGAAUGAAAGUAAGUAAUUUAAAAAAAAAAAACGAAUUACUUACAAGAAAUCAUUAUAAAAUGCUUACAUUUCGAGACAGAGUGAUAUCGUGUUUUCAAUUUACAUGAAAACUAAUCAGAACAUUUUGAAUAAAACAAAAAAGUGAUAAAAAAUAAUUUUCUUUUGGAAUGAAAAUGGUUGGGCAUGGAACUAUAUAGCUAUAAAUGGUACAUUUAGCUAUAUAUGGAAAGUGAAGUGAAUGCAUUAUUAAUUUUUGGGGUGACAGUUUGAAAAAAAAUGAGAAGAAAAGAAAUUGAACAGAAUCAAUAUAAUAUCACAGAUUUUAAUCAAAAAAAAUUGUUAAAUGAAAAAACAUAGGCAUACAAAUUAUGUGUAAAAGAAACAUUCAAAAGCACUAAGUUUCUCUUUAAUUCCCUUCUCUUAAAAAAAAAAGGUUUUUUUAGUCUGAAGAUCUGUAUUAUUUAACAAUAUUGCUAUAUUUUUUCAACAAUUAUAACAAGUAUGUACUUUCUAUGUAUGUUCAACAACGCACAAUUUAACUAUUUCCCAGCACAUGAAAUUGAUAUUAAAUUGUUAAAUUUUUUUUUUAUAAGUAAAAUUAGUUAUUCGUUUGAUAACUAGAGACUACCUAUAUUAAUAUUUUAUGAUAAAUUCCCAAGGAGUUGGCACAAAUAACAUUUCUACUCCUCCUCCUAUUCAGUGACUAAGAAAUCCUUGAAAUCCUUAAGAAUUUCAAAGAUCAAAGAAUUCAAAGAAAUCCUUAAAAUCCUCAAGAAUUUCAAAGAUUUCUUAAUCACUGAAUACGAAACCAUUAUUAUUAAUUAAAAAACAACUAAUUAUUUAUUUUAGAAUAAUCCUAUAUUAUGGCCCCCUGAAAUAUUUUGCUCGCGACUAUCCUAUUUAUGAAAAAAAAACACAUAAGCAAUUUCUUAGUGAUUCCAAAUUAUUUCUUUGUCUUGUCAGUCUUAUCUAUGAAACUAUAGCAAAAAAAAAUUGAAUGUUUGUUCCAAAAAAGGAACAGAAAAAAGAAGAAAUUAAAAAAAUAUGUAUUAAGAAAAAAAAUCCGUGCAAUUAUUGUACAUAUUUGUAUGUCUAUGAUCGACCUUGAUCUCUCUCUAUGAUAUAUUUUUUGCCAAUGACAAUCAAAAUUUUGAUGUGUAUGCGACGAAGAAUAACUUACAAUCCAAACUGUUAGAAGAAUAUAGAAAGAGGGAUCAUCAAGAGAUAGAUGAAAUAAUGUAAAUUAUUCAGAAUAGUUGUGAACAAACAAAAAAUGUGAAGAGUAAUUUACCUGUAUACAUUUUAUUGGUAGAAAUGCACAAUUGAUCCAUUCAAUUCCCGAAAUUUGGAUACCCUUCUUCCAGGAUAUCAUCAAUUUAGAAGACACGCACACAAACAUAAUAUGAUCACUGUUGUGAUGGAGUAAUAUCGCCAAGGAAUCCAUUUUAACAGGCCAAUGUGUAGUCAACAAUCUCAAAGCUCAAAAGUUUUUUUUUUAAUAUCUAUAUGGUAUUUAUUUUGUGGAAACUGCUGUAAUUUUGUUGCUUAAUAUAUAUUCCUUCUGUUUUUCCUUUUAUUAGAUCAUUGUAUUAUAGAGCUUUAUGUCCUUCCUAAAGCUAAAUUUCUGUAAAACACACCCAAACACAGCUACAGCUAAAUAAAUAAAUUUAAAAAAAAACUCCUAUGUUGCAAUUUAAUUGUAUGGGAAAAUAUGUGAAGGAUUAUGAAAUAGAUAAGAGAAAAAAAUUACCCAGCAAAUGUCAGUCCUUGAAUAUAGCUCGUAGGUAUUUAAGAGAACAAAAAAAAUACUAAACAAGUUAUGAAUAUAAAUUAAACAUAAAGAAAGAAGAAGAAAUAUUGUAACCAAAAAUAUGUAUGUAACGUAAGGUGGAAAUAAAGAAAAAAAAUCUUCUUCAAAAAA
Messenger RNA from Lutzomyia longipalpis, 10839 nucleotides. RefSeq names its product nucleolysin TIAR. The transcript is spliced from 8 exons. Lineage: Eukaryota; Metazoa; Arthropoda; Insecta; Diptera; Psychodidae. Bases 1841 to 3022 code for a protein of 393 amino acids. Gene Ontology annotation, molecular function: RNA binding. The record is from RefSeq and is a predicted model, not a curated record.